Molecule: messenger RNA, 465 nt
Organism: Pseudozyma hubeiensis SY62
Lineage: Eukaryota; Fungi; Basidiomycota; Ustilaginomycetes; Ustilaginales; Ustilaginaceae
Product: choline phosphate cytidylyltransferase
Exons: 2
Coding region: 1-465 (154 amino acids)
Source: RefSeq, a predicted model, not a curated record
AUGGAGCGGCGAGCACGGACCUUGUCGUGGGCAGAUCGUUUUGGCGAGGCUGGAGAGGACACAAGGCGCGUGGCUGUAGGGGUCUCGCAACACGAUCCUCGAAUCAAGGUGGGCUAUGUGGCGACAGGGUGUGCGACAGUGUUUGAAGCUACUGGACAGUGCAACGAGUUUGAAGGACGCGUGGUGCUGCAUAAGCGAACAGAGCACAAGGCUGCGAUAGAUCUGGUGGGCAGGCACGUUGACGGACGAAUAGAGUGUGCGCAAGUGGAUCGAAGCUUGAUUGAUCUAGCUACUGUACCGACGGAGCGAAACUCGAGCCUAGCAUUGCGAGCGACAGUCGAGGGAGCUACUGUAGGCCCACAUGUUAACCGCAACUUUCGUGCGACGCUACAUUGCUACUGUGACCGGCCUUAUCAGUCGCUGUCCGAACCGUCUUGUGGGUCCGCGCUCGCUUUGUGCCGCUGA